Messenger RNA from Exophiala dermatitidis NIH/UT8656, 594 nucleotides. RefSeq lists its product as uncharacterized. Lineage: Eukaryota; Fungi; Ascomycota; Eurotiomycetes; Chaetothyriales; Herpotrichiellaceae. The transcript has a single exon. Bases 1 to 594 code for a protein of 197 amino acids. The record is from RefSeq and is a predicted model, not a curated record.
AUGAUGCUCCUCUGGGCCUGUGCAGGAGUGCCAUUAGGGGUGUACAACAUUGUCCAAAAUUUCAACAUUGCAUUGCGCAUCCAGCCGCAGAUUCUGACAUUCCUGAGCCUCGUCACGUGGAUCCAGUGCAAGUACUAUGGGAACAAAUGGCCAUGGCCCAAGUCGGCCGCCAUCAUGACCCCGAUUGCGGCUGUCAUGGGAGGGAUUGAAUGUGGCCUGGUGUUCGCAUUGAGGACGGCGAAGCACAACCACGUAGAAUGGCCUGUUACCUUCAUGGCGGUGUUGUCUGCUUGUUUCCUCUGUGCCGGCGUCCUGCGCCACUACUGGGACAUCUAUACAGAGAGAACAGUCAGGGGCAUCUCGUUUAUCUUUGUUGGAAUCGAUGCGAUGGGCGAUUUGACCUCGUUGAUCUCUGUCUUCUUUCAGCCGGAACUGGAUAUACUAGGAAUGGUCAUCUAUGGAUCAGAACUGGCAUUGUGGCUCGGGGUGUUUGCUUGCGGGGGAUACUGUAAGGAACAACAAUCCCGCGACUGUUUCGCAUGGCAUUAUUUGCUGAUCAUUUCUUGCAGUCAAUCUUCGGCCUUGGCUGCAUAG